This is a messenger RNA of Ixodes scapularis (black-legged tick), 1602 nucleotides long. RefSeq lists its product as uncharacterized. Bases 1 to 921 code for a protein of 306 amino acids. The transcript has 2 exons. NCBI's taxonomy places the organism in Eukaryota, Metazoa, Arthropoda, Arachnida, Ixodida, Ixodidae. The record is from RefSeq and is a predicted model, not a curated record.
AUGGGGGCCGUUGAGGUGGCUGGGGGCUCGCAGAAGGGUUUCACUGGACCAAAAGGGCCCUCACGAAUCACCGGUACAGACAGGCCGGGGAGGUGGACGAAACGGUGGCGUCUCACUCGUUGGUCCCAUCGCACGAUCAGCCUUACGGCGCCGCUCGAUUGGGCGGUGCCGCCUGCGGCCAGUCGAAAGGACGUGUUGCAUUCCCGCAGCCGCACGGAGUGCGCCUGCAGGUGUGCCAGUACGUCUUCGCCGAACAACGAUGCGCUCGCCCCCGAGUCGAGGAGAGCCGCAAACGUCCGGCCGGCGAUGGUGAGAGCCAAGAACGGGGCAGGCGCAUCGGGCGAAGAGUCCACCCGAUACGCGGACGGAGCGAGGGCGAUCAAGGGGGCCCCCGCGUUCCGUCGCGCCGCCGGCCUCGUCAGCGGCGGCCGGAUCCGUUUCCCGAAGCUUGUUGAGGCGCGGGCCGCUGGUCGGUACAUUCUCGGGCAAAAUGGCCGGGACGACCGCAGCGGUAACACUGGACGUUCGAACCGCGGGACGGGUUCCGUCGCAAGUUCCUUGGCGGGUUGGGGCGCUCAUUCUGGGCAUCAAGGUGCCCGGUCUGCGCCCAUCUGCGCGGCCUCGGGUCCGCGGGGCGGUCCCGAUAACGCUGGUUCGCCUGCGCCUCUGUGGAGCAUCUUCGCAAGCCAAAGGUGUAGGGGUCGAGAGCACGAUUGGAGAUGUCCCUCGUGUCCGUUCCCCGCGGGUCGGCAUAGGCCGCGCACACCUCGGGCCGGCGAGAGCGAGAUCCGCUGUUUCCAUUCCACGCGCAGCGCGGCUCUAGGGACUCCGACGGCGGGGGCGGAGGCCGAUAGGCGCGAGCUGCGAGGAUAUCGCCCUGGACGCGGCGGGCUUCGGCGGCAAGCUCGUCCAGAGAGCUGAACCUGCUGCCUCGUAAGUAGGCGGCGAACGUCGGGUGCGCCUGCCUGAUUACCCGCUCCACUCUCUCGGCGUUCGGGGCGGCAGGGUCAGCUAUUAGAAAUAGCUCCUGCAUUGCCCUGACAUACUCGAGAAGCGAUUCGUCCGGGUGCUGGGUCCGUCGCUCCAACUCUCGUCGCAUCCUCCGCUCAUAAUCCGCGGGGAGGAAUUCCUGGCGAAAAGACACCCGGAACUCGUAGAGAGUGAGCGCAUGCUGGCCGGCAAGGCGAAACCAGCGGGCUGCCUGAUCGGUGAGGGCGACCGGCAGAAUGCGGCCCAGAAUUUCCUGGUCAGACAUCCCCAUGGCCUGCUGGUAGUGAAGCAGAUCCUCCAGGAAGUCCGUUGCGCUGACCGCGUCGUCGUACCCCUUAUACUUGGGUAUGGGGAUUCGGACCGGUGUUCGCGUGGCUCGCGGUCCUGACAAAACGGACUGCAUGGCUCCGGACAGGCUCUCAAUGAUUCGUGAUGCAUCUUGCAAAAGCGCGUCAUGAGAGCUCUGCUGUCCAUUUCCCGAGCAGACUGGUGUGGGCACGUGCAGCGCUGGGGACUCGUCUCGCAAAAGGGAGACUCCCGAAACGCCGUUCGGCAAGCGAUCGGCUCCGUCUGUGGGCAAGUCAAUGAGAUUGCCGACCGCGGUGGCCCCAA